AGGUACCUCUGCGCCAAAGAAGUCUGCAGUUUCUCUCCAUGAAGAUUUCCUCACAAAAUUGGACACAGCAAUGAAUAUUGCAAGGUGACCUCAUCAUAAUAUCCAACAGCUUUUCAACUCUGGCACUACUUAAACAUCUCAGCUUGCUAUGUGAAUCUGUUCUCUGCUCAGACAUUUAAAAAUCAGUGUUGUGAUUCAUGCUUCACGUGAACUCCAUUGAACAAAACACUAGUUGUUUCAGUGUUGCUAAUUAUAUUUAGAACAACUUGGAUCUCCAAAGUGGAUCAAGAAACUUGCCAUAUUUUCUUUUUGCAGUAUGUCCUAAUAAUUUUGUCUUUCAAUGAUCAGAGACUGUCAACCACUUUGUAAAGUAAUAAAGAGACGCAACUUUGAUCACUGUUGUAACUUCAUAAUAUAUUCAAGAUCAUGAGAAGACCAAAUAAACAUCGACAGCUCCAAUUUUUUAGUCUCUUCAGCAGGAAACCUAAAUCAAAAUCAAAGCUGGAGAUGUCCACAGUUGCAGUUGAGGGAACACGUGCAAAAACUGAAAAUCAGGAUGAAAAGAAAAUGUCCUCCACUAACAGGACAACACAUUCAUCCAGUAAUGAACAGUUGUUGGGUACUUUAGAGUGCCCACUCUGCCUUCUUAGCCAACCUCGAUCCCGGUUCCCAGAGAUCACUUCUUGUCACCAUCGUUCUUGCCUGGAUUGCUUACAGCAAUAUUUGAAGAUUGAAAUUACAGAGAGUCGGGUCAAUGUUGCCUGUCCAGAAUGUUCAGAGUUAUUUCAUCCAUCAGACAUUCGUAUGAUUCUCAACAAUGGCACUUUGAUGGAAAAGUACGAGGAGUUCAUGCUGCGAAGGUACCUUGCAUCUGACCCAGAUGCUCGAUGGUGCCCUGCACCUGACUGUAGUUAUGGAGUAAUCGCCAGUGGCUGUGCAACUUGCCCAAAGCUGACAUGCGAGCGGUCAGGGUGUGCGACUGAAUUCUGUUACCACUGCAAACAACUUUGGCAUCCAGACCAAACUUGCAGUGAGGCUCGUAAGCAGAGGGAUGUAUUUGUGGCUGGAAUAGAAAAACACUCUACCUCUCUUAUUCACAGUGAAGAAUCAGAUAAUGCUGAAGAGAUCAAGCCAUGUCCACGCUGUGGUGCUUUUAUCCUGAAGAUGAAUGAUGGAAGCUGCAAUAGGAUGACAUGUGCUGUGUGUGGUUGCCAGUUCUGCUGGCUGUGUAUGAAGGAGAUUACAGAUCUGCACUACCUCAGUCCCUCUGGCUGCACUUUUUGGGGUAAGAAACCCUGGAGCCGGAAAAAGAAGAUUCUCUGGCAAGUGGGCAUGUUGGUUGGUGCUCCAAUUGGAAUUACCUUGAUUGCGGGCAUUGCUGUUCCAGUUAUGAUGGUUGGGCUUCCCAUCUACGUAGGCCGAAAGAUUUACAACCGUUGUGAAAGUAACAAAAUAUCAAAACACAGACGGAGACUUGCUGUGGCUGGAGGAGUGGUUCUAUCGAUUAUUGUCUCUCCUGUGUUAGCUGCAGUGACAGUCGGUAUUGGGGUGCCUGUAAUGCUUGCCUACGUUUAUGGUGUUGUUCCAGUGUCGCUGUGUCGCAGCGAUUGGUGUGGAGUUACAACUGGAAACGGAAAAGGAGUGAAGAUUGAAAUAGAUGAAGAUGCUGCUUCUGUUAAUGAGCCACGACCUCGACUACAUAACCACAGCAUCAGCGGAAGCAGUGUGCAAGAGGUGACCAGUGGCCUGAGUGCAAGUGGAAGCAAUCUAGACAGAGCUGGUGUGAAAUUAGAAAAUGAUCAAUCAGCAAGCAAUGUAGCGUUGGCAGGAAGCAUGCUGAGUGCAGAACAGGAUUCUUCAAACAGGGAAGGAAAGAACAUAGAAGUCCACGUGGAUAUUGAGACAGAACCUGGUGGUGCUAAAGACCGCAGUAGCAGUAGCUACUUGUCAGUUCACAGUUUGUCUAUGGAGUCACCAAACUGCUCAAGAGAACUAUUGUGUGGCACUAGUCCAAAUACUGAACGGAUUUCCAUUCAGACCUGUGUGUGAAAAGAGUUUCAAACUUUUUUUUUAAAAUGCAGUAGUUUCUAACCCCCAUAAAUCAAAGAUUAAAUUAAACAACUAUGCAGAAUGCGACAUUUCUGAGUUUUACAGCUAUAAACGCUGAUAACAUCUCAACCCAUCUAAUUACAAGACUGCUGUCAUCUGCCUGCAUAAAUUUUAACCUUCCUUAUUUUAAAAGUUUUACUUUUCCUUUAAUUAAAAUAAAUUCUUGACUUUUAAUACUGUUUAUCUGAUUUUUGCCUGAAAGUUUACAGACUUUCCAACCCACAGGAUUCCCAGAUAUUUUGAAGCUUUUGUCCUGCCUGUUGCACUUUGAUGUUUACACCACUUUCAGCUGCAUUAGAGGUGUCAUAGAAUGUGAUUUCUACUGUUUACCACCAUCUCCGCUCUGUUAAAAUGUUGAUUAUUCAUCUAACCCAAGUACAAUUAAGAACUUAAUGUAUAAAAAGGAUUGAUUGUGUCACCUUCUGAUUGUGGCUCAGUGAAAAUCCACCAGAAGACACUUUAACUCAUGAGCUCAAUUUCAAACCAUGACAACAGCAUGCUGGCUUUUCAAUUCUGAUACUGUGACGUGAAAUUUGUCUUCUGCGUGCAAUGAGAUAGAGACUAAACACAAACAUGCAGUUUCACUACUGUCUGACUCUGGAAUUGUAUGACCAGUGUAAUUUAUUUUUGCCUAUUUUAAUGGCGAACUUGCUGGAAAGUAUUGCUAUUACAUAACCAGGAGUAUCUGGGAAAUACAGAUUCGAAGUUGGCACAGCCUUUCCAUAAUGUGUCAGAUUCGAUUUCUCUGUAGGUCCGGAGACCACAAAGUGCCAGGAAUGUUUGUUUUGGUAUCUGGAGUUCUUAGAGAAACUGAACAGCAUCAACUUUAAAAAGACCUAAGUCAUUACAAAAAUGUAUGCUGAAUAAAUUGAAAGCUUCAAAAUGCUCUGCAGAAAACAUUAACCUGUAAGAGUUUGGUACAGCAUGUUUAGUAUCUCAAAUGUGCAUAAUAACAGCAAAUAAGUUACUGGGUGUUGUUGAAUUAAAUGUAUCAGCUUUAGCCUUAUGUCAGCUCAGAAAUGUUAUUUAUGUGGUUAACUCUGAUUCUGGUCCCCUGAUGAGCAUUGUAUGAUAAUUGGCACAUUACAAUCUCUGUAUUCUAAAUUGUAAAACUUUUUGCUGCAGAACAUGUUGAGCAUGUCUCAUUAAAAUCAAUGACCCGCUGCCAUAUUGGAUUGUGCACUACAGAUUGGCUAGUUCCAUCUGCAAGAAAUUGUUUCAAUAACUUUAAAGGAGCAUUCCUUCAUAAAAAGGGUACUGUGUUCACAUUGCUAGUAUCACACAAAGAAAGCAGUUCUAUACAAUUUCCAUAGCACUGCUUAUUCCAAAAACUAUCAUUCUAAAAACAUGAAUAAUGAAUUACAGUGCUCCGCACACAACGUACGUUGUUUCGUGCACUAACAGCUGAAAACUGCUAGUUUAGUCUGUGAAGAUUAUCUUUGGACCAUUGUGUUACUUCCAAGUUGCAAAGGUGGAUCGUAAAUCCUGAAAAAUGUGUACAUUUUAAUUGAGGAUAUCUUGCAUUAAAUGUAAUUUAAUACAAUUGUUUGAUCAGCAUUUAUAAGUCACUAAGUGAAUAUUUUGCAAUAUUUUAAAUGUUUUGCAAGUUGUUUGUCAAGGAAUGCUCCACAUAAAAUAUAUGGUUUGCUUAAACUUAAUUCAUGCCUAUUAAACAGAAACCAAAUUUUAAUAACAUAUAUAGUCACUAUUCAUUAUAAGUUCUGCUUCAUGUGGUAGUAGCAUAACCAAUAAGAUCGUAAGAUAUAACAGCAAGUAGGCCAUUCAGCCAAUUGACUCAGUCCUUCCAUUCGCUGAGAUCAAGUCUCAUGUGAUAAUCUGAUAAUCCUCAACUUCCCAAUGGUCUUUGCAUAUGUGCACAUGUCAAUAUGGCAGCUGAGACAGUAAAAUCACUUACCAUUAGACCUGGUAUAAUAAUUGUAAACUGUUCCUUAACAUAUGUUAUGAUUAUAUAAAACUAUAUAAAUUCUCUCGUUUACACACUUCUGAGAGUGGUGGAUACAGUCACAAAGGGAUUGUGCAGUUACUUCUAUUACAGGACACAUUAUGAUACAUAUAAAGUUUGAAAUGGAAAUGCCUUUAAUAUAAACAAGCUUGAGUGAGAAAAAUUUUCAGUGCACACUUUUUGCACCUCAAAAAAAAAUUGACUUUGUUCUGCUGAGGGCUACAAAAGUAGUAUUUUAGUGCUCCGUAGUCUUUAAUUGAUGAAUCUGCAAUGAAUUCUCUAUUUUCCCUAAAUUUUCUUUUUGUAUCUAAGAGAAUAAUUCAUGCUAAAUAUCCAGAAGAAUGAAUUCAGAAGAAAACUUGUUCAGUAUUCUAUGUGAUGCCUCCAUUUAGAAACGUGUAUAACUGUGCUAAUAAUUAAUGGAUUCUCAGCUCUUAACGAGUUGUUUUAAAAUCCAUUUCUGAAGGAUCAAUCAUCUAUUAUUGUUGAACUGUGCAAGAUUAGAAGUGUGCUCAGUUUCUGUCUUGGUUCAACAAGCCUUCAACUUGUUCCGACAUAUUGUUCCAGAAGUUUAAGUUGAACUGGAGAAAUUUGGUUGAAAAUCUAAACAAACUUAUUUCUGAUCUGAGGAUGUUUGAUUUUACUAGAUAUUGUUUAAAGAAAAAUGUACCUCCUGAGUUAGUCCUUCUGCUGAAAUCAUGUGCGCAACCAAACAAAUAUCAUUUAUUUACAGUAAAUUGAUGCUUCACACUCCAGUUUGUUAAAUUUCUCUUUCCUUGUCGAGAACAUAAAUUAAAUCUAUUUAAUAAGAUAAUGUCUAAGUGUGGAUAUUAACUUGUUGAUUCUAAUUUUAAAAUAUUUUAUCUGAUUUUUAAUUAUUUUAGUUGUCAUCAACAAAUAAGUUUUUUUAAAUUGGGAAACACAAUUUCCAUUCACUUCAAACUGGUCUUUUUCAAGCUUGAUAAUACAUUUUUACGUUUAGAAUUCCACUUCAGGUUUUAACUUGAGGGCUGCUUUCACACACUCCAUAUUCCCUUUGAGAACAGACAUGAUAGUUGAAUGCCCAUUGUUAAAGAUUUUUUUUUGUUACUUUUUAAUCAUUAAUAAAUACCUUGGUUUAAACAUUAUUACCUGUUUUUCUUAAAUUCACCAGAUGUGUCAACUCCUCUAACUUGAAAAAUUUCAGUUUUUGAGACUUUUGAAAGAUUUAACUCUUUGAUCCUUGUUUUCCCAGCAUGGAAACAGGAGAGACACCUUGUUCCACCAUUCAGUCAAAUCCUAGCUGCUCUGUACCUCAAAUCUAUGAACUAUAUAAUAUCCUUGGAUACCCUUGACUAAUAGAAGUCUGUCAAUCUGAGUCUUAAAUUUCAAUUUACUCUGCAUUUAGUGACUUACAGGGAAGAAGCUCCAGAUUUUCACUAUCCUUUGUAUGGAAAGGUGCUUUCGUAUUUCAUUUCUGAAUUGUUAGCUCUAUUGUAAGAUUCUGCCUCCUUGUUCUGAAUGCCAUCCUACUCAAUCUAAUUCCUUUGUCAUUUUAAAUAUCCAAAGUAGAUUAACCUUUGUCCUUCUAAAAUCAAUGGAACUCACCUUUGGUCUAUAGAAUUUUCUCAACUUGCACCAAAAAUGAAAACUAUUUUAACUGAAGUAAAGACUGGAUUAUUUUAUAAUAAAAUUGAGUGCAGGAUGAGGUGGGGUGGGGCGCAUAUGUGGGAAGUCUUGGCAAUUUUCUGAAUGAAUAAAUUAAAGUAGGCUGAAUGAUCUACCCUGUCUUUAAUUAUCUUCUGGAAUGAUCAGAGCAAAAGUAUGAACACAUUUAAAUCUUAACUUUGAUACAAAUUACAUUUUACCUAUCGAUCAUAAGUCCAAGCUGAACUAUCUAUUUUGAGUGUACAUUGAAGCUCUUCCUCAAGUUUUUAAUCUAGAAGUUUAUUUGCUUUCUCUAGAUAUUGUCAACAAAAAUUAUUUAGAAUAAUCCUAACCUGCAUAAACAAGAAACUUAAACAAUGCUUCUUCAGAUUUUCUCUGGAUACAAGACUUCUUCCCUUCCUUUGACUUUUGUUCCUCCUUAGAAGUUAGGCUUUGAGGAAAAUGAGUACUUGUACAGAUCUAUAAGUGACUUAUGUCCUCUAUAGCUAAAUUUUUUUUGCAUUUUUAAACUACAUUUUGCAAUUGUUUUAAUUGCCAUGCUAAAACUCUUUAAUUUACCAAAUGAAGCCCUUAAGUACUGUGCUAAAUGUGCUAAUAGCGCACGUGCUUCCAAAUGCACUAAUCUGGUGAUGUGCCAGUACUAUUGUACAAACUCAUAUUGCAUUGUAGUAUCUUUUACCUGAAUCUGUCUUGUUGCUUGCAUAAAUAGUCUUUUAGUUUGCAGUGAUGUCUGCAUGUUUGUGUUUUUUCUGCACAUUACAAUGUAAUUCCUAUUGAAUGAUUUGCCAACUCAUUUUACCAAGUUCUUAAAGCAUUUUUUAUUUAAA
Molecule: messenger RNA, 6546 nt
Organism: Chiloscyllium plagiosum (whitespotted bambooshark)
Lineage: Eukaryota; Metazoa; Chordata; Chondrichthyes; Orectolobiformes; Hemiscylliidae
Product: E3 ubiquitin-protein ligase RNF19A
Biological process (GO): protein ubiquitination
Molecular function (GO): zinc ion binding; ubiquitin-protein transferase activity
Source: RefSeq, a predicted model, not a curated record